Molecule: messenger RNA, 1227 nt
Organism: Beta vulgaris subsp. vulgaris (sugar beet)
Lineage: Eukaryota; Viridiplantae; Streptophyta; Magnoliopsida; Caryophyllales; Amaranthaceae
Exons: 10
Coding region: 138-1052 (304 amino acids)
Molecular function (GO): mRNA binding
Source: RefSeq, a predicted model, not a curated record
CGGAUCUCACUCGGGUAGAGUCGGACCAUUUUCACCAAGGGAAGUGGAGAAAACGGUAGUCCAUCACACGGUUUCUCAUUAGUAGUUACUAACUAUCUCCUCUAUCCGUGAAUUUCUCCACCUAUCAACCAUCAUUGAUGGAGGAUAUUACUGCGUACUACGGCGCACCACCUCCACCACCACAAUCCGAUAUUCCUUCCUUCUAUAAUACUCACUAUCAUCACCCUCCUCCGCCGCCUCAUUCACCGCACUUGCAGUCUCCCGACGAAGUUCGCACGCUUUUUGUCGCCGGACUUCCCGAAGAUGUCAAACCUCGCGAAGUUUACAACCUCUUUCGCGAUUUUCCUGGCUACCUUUCCUCCAAUCUUCGCUCUCCUUCUAAAAGUUCUCAGCCAUUUGCUUUCGCAGAGUUUUUAGAUCAGCACUCAGCGAUCACGGCAAUGCACGCGUUAAAUGGCAUGAUUUUUGAUCUAGAAAAAGGAUCGACCUUAUACAUUGACCUCGCUAAAUCUAAUUCACGAUCUAAGCGUCAGAGGGCAGAUGACUCAGGACCUGUUUCAGAUAAGAAGCAUAAGGGAUCUCCUGCUUUUGCAAGAGGCAGUGUCGAGUUGGCAGGUAUUGGCAGCUUUCACAUUCCUGGAAUGGGUAAUUCUGCUUACAACACGAUUGGUUAUCCUUCUGCACAAAGUCAUUGGAGCUAUACCAGCAGAGGCACCAGUGAAGCAAAUGCGCCCAAAUCUAGCCACAGUUCAGCUUCUCAUGUACCGCAAGAUAACCCUCCAUGUCCAACAAUUUUUGUGGCCAACUUAAGCCCCAAGUGUUCAGAGCAAGAGCUGAUUCAAGUUUUUUCAAGAUAUCGAGGAUUCUUAAAGCUAAAGAUCCAGAGCACAUAUGGAGCUCCUGUUGCCUUUGUCGACUUUCAGGAUACUGCCUGUUCAACUGAGGCUUUGGGUCAACUGCAAGGCACAGUUCUUUUCUCGGAUCCAGCUGGCGACGGCAUGCGUUUGGAAUAUGCAAAAUCAAGGAUGGGAAAGCGAAGAAAGACGAAGUAGGUUGAAUUUUAAAUAAACCAUCUAGAGUGGAGAUUCUGAAGAAAAUGCUUGUAUCAUAUAACUAAUGCUUUUAAGGAUAGGACGUGUAUUUAAUCUUGAAACUUUGGUAGUCCAUGAGCAUUAUUUUGCUGAUUCUCCUCGUGGUUUUAAUUUAACCACCCUAGUUUUGCGUGCA